AUGGAGUUCCGCGCGCUGCCCUUGGCUGAUGAAGCCUCCGAGCGGCUCAAGCAAUUAACGAGGUCAUUUAAGGUCUGCUAUGGGCGACCGCCAACGGGCGUAGCUCGUGCUCCUGGCCGUGUGAACCUCAUCGGAGAGCAUGUGGAUUACGAGGGGUACGCGGUGCUGCCCAUGGCAAUCGAGCAGAGCAUCUACGUGGCCUUUAACAUGCUGAAAAGAAGCAGUACGGGAGGCAUAGUCUUAAGUGUGGCAAACGCGAAGUCACAAUACAAAACUGUUACGUUGUCACUGAGUGAGAAAGAACAGCAAACGCUCAAGCAACAAGGGGCAACAUGGGCAUCCUACGUGUUGUGUGGUGUAAUGGGGGUUCAAGACGCUCAUCCAGACUCAUUCAAGGGGCAGAAUAUCGAGCUACAGAUGUUUGUGGAUGGAGACAUCCCUGCUGGCUGUGGCUUGUCCAGCUCCAGUGCGUUGGUUGUCGCCUCUGCCUUGGCCACGAGUAGCGCACUGCAGCUGUCAAUGACGAGAGCGGAGCUAGCCGAGCUCUGUAGACGUGCAGAACAUCGUGUAGGGACCAUGGGAGGCGGGAUGGACCAAGCAGCGGCGUGCUUGGCUCAGCGUGGCGUGGCGCUGCACCUUGAUUUCUCAUCUACCCCACCGAUAAGUAAACCUGUCAACGUUCCGGAUGCUGCCGCUGGAGUGACGUUCGUCGUUGCCAAUAGUUUUGUGGUGGCGGAGAAAGCUGUCGACGCGGCAACUCAUUUUAACAAACGCGUCGUGGAAUGUGCGCUCGCUGCGAAAAUGAUAGCCAAAAAGGCAGGAAUCAAUGACUGGGAAAAGAUCACACGGCUCGUGGAUGUUCAUAAGUCAUUAAAAGGCAGGAUUUCCUAUCGCGAGCUGCAAGAACUAGCGUCCAGUUCGUGUCCUUUGAAGGAGUAUUCAGCUGCUGAGAUCGAAGUCGAGCUUGGUAAGCCGAUUCUCGAGCUUUUCAGGGGAUCGUCACUGGAAGCGGCUGUAAUGCGUCGUCGUUCAAGCUACAACAGCGAGCUCUGCAUGUUUGGAGCGAGGCAGAACGAGUGGAGCACUUUCAAGAAUUAUGCGCUGCACUGGCGGAAGAAGGUGAACGAUUGCUGGAAGAUGCAACGUUGCAAAAUCAGUUGCGAAGUCUUGGAGAAGUCAUGA
Messenger RNA from Phytophthora infestans T30-4, 1182 nucleotides. RefSeq names its product N-acetylgalactosamine kinase, putative. NCBI's taxonomy places the organism in Eukaryota, Oomycota, Peronosporomycetes, Peronosporales, Peronosporaceae. Gene Ontology annotation, cellular component: cytosol. The record is from RefSeq and is a predicted model, not a curated record. The coding region runs from base 1 to 1182 and encodes 393 amino acids. The transcript is spliced from 3 exons. Gene Ontology annotation, molecular function: galactokinase activity; ATP binding. Gene Ontology annotation, biological process: carbohydrate phosphorylation; galactose metabolic process.